Nestor notabilis (Kea) is the source of this 1728-nucleotide messenger RNA. It is a transcript of the gene PRIMPOL, whose product is annotated as primase and polymerase (DNA-directed). Gene Ontology annotation, molecular function: chromatin binding; DNA-directed DNA polymerase activity. Gene Ontology annotation, cellular component: mitochondrial matrix; nucleus. Gene Ontology annotation, biological process: response to UV; error-prone translesion synthesis; mitochondrial DNA replication. NCBI's taxonomy places the organism in Eukaryota, Metazoa, Chordata, Aves, Psittaciformes, Psittacidae. Bases 1 to 1728 code for a protein of 575 amino acids. The transcript is spliced from 12 exons. The record is from RefSeq and is a predicted model, not a curated record.
AUGAAGAGAAGCUGGGAAGAAAGACUGAAGAAAAUAGAAGAACUAGCAUCUUACUAUGAAAGAAACCCUCUUCCUCCGGUUUAUAAACCAACACUGUCCAAACCCUUUUUGCCGUCCCCUGUUUGGAAAAUAUUUUGUCGGCAGGCUGAAGCUUUCAAUUAUGUAAAAUCCUGCAAAGAGGAUGUUCAUGUAUUUGCCUUGGAAAAGAACACACAAAGUGGACAGAGGUUUUACCUUGUGACCUCAUAUAAAGAGCUUUGGUUUUAUUACACCAAAGGUUAUAAAACAAGUCUUAUGCAUUGCUAUGAAGUAAUUCCUGAAAGAGAUGCUUGCAAACUUUAUUUUGAUUUGGAGUUCUACAAACCAGCAAAUCCUGAUGCAGAUGGCAAGAGUAUGGUUGCAAAGUUAAUUGAGCUUGUCAGCCAAAACUUAAAAGAACUUUAUGAUGUAAAUUGUUCAGCCAAAGAUGUCUUGAAUUUAGAUUCCAGUACUGAUGAAAAAUUUAGUCGACACUUAAUAUUUCUACCCCAAAAGGCUGUAUUUAAGGAUAAUAUUCAUGUUGGUAACUUUGUGAGGAGGAUUCUGCAGCCUGCCAUAAGGUUAAUAGAGAGUAACGCUGCUGCUGUGAUUCCAGAAGAAGGAGCAGGACGUGUUUUUGAGUGUUCUGCAGAAGGAUCUGGUUUAGAUGGUUCUCUUACAAACCUCACAGCUGUUGGAGAUGCCUCCAAAGACCGGCCAGCCAUUGCUCACAAAACAAAGGAUACAGAAACAUCACACCAGGGAGAAAAUUUGGAAUUUUCUUUUCUAAUAGUAAAUGAUAAAGGUGGCAACAAGCAACUUUUUGUGGAUCUAGGAGUUUACACAAAGAAUAGAAAUUUCCGAAUGUAUAAAUCGUCAAAAGCAGGAAAAAAUGUGAUUCUGAAGAUAGCAGAGGAUAAUAAAUUUGUCCCUGAGUGCGAACAGAAUGUCUCCACAGAAGAGGCGUAUUUUCUUUCCUCUUUGGUCUGCAAUGUUAGAGUGAGGGAUGACACAAAAGUUCUGUCAUCUGGCUUUUCAGAGGAGGAGGAGAACGUGUCUGCAUUUUUGAACAGUCAAACUACCAGAAGCAAUAGAGAUUCCAUGGAUGGCUAUCAGGAUUCACCGUAUCCAGAAAUUGAUCGUUUUGUUCGUUCUUUGGUUAAUAAAGAUGGGGUACAAGGAGGAAUACGGCGAUGGAAUUAUUUCUCACCGGAUGAAAUACUUGUGUAUGAUAUUUCUGGUUACCGGUGGUGUGAAAAUAUUGGAAGAGCUCACAAAAGUAACAACAUAAUGAUUCUGGUAGAUCUAAAGAAGGAAGUGUGGUAUCAGAAGUGUCACGAUCCAGUCUGCAGAGAAAAAAACUUCAAAUCACAAAGUUUUCCACUACCACCUAGGAUCUGUCUACCAUUUCUUUUCAAAGAGGAAGAAGAGUGUGAAAGCAGGAAUACAGAAGUAAAGCCCCAUUCUGAUGUGUUAGACUUGUCAAAAAGCUCUGUAUAUCUAGAAAAAAGCUUGUCUCAAGGCUUCCUGUUGUCAGACAGCGAGUGGGACAAUGCAAGCGAUGAUGCCUGUUUCUUAGAAGCUACUGAAGAUGUGGAACUAGCUGAAGCUGCAAAUGACAGUCUGAAUUAUUCCAUGGAAGAAAUUCCUGAUGAAAUUCUUUUGGAAGCUUUAAGGAAACAGGACACCUGCAAUAAAGAAAGCAGCUAA